Molecule: messenger RNA, 2488 nt
Organism: Zingiber officinale
Lineage: Eukaryota; Viridiplantae; Streptophyta; Magnoliopsida; Zingiberales; Zingiberaceae
Product: peptidyl-prolyl cis-trans isomerase CYP63-like
Exons: 14
Coding region: 205-2301 (698 amino acids)
Biological process (GO): protein folding; protein peptidyl-prolyl isomerization
Molecular function (GO): peptidyl-prolyl cis-trans isomerase activity
Source: RefSeq, a predicted model, not a curated record
AAACCCUAGAACUUAUCUAAAUAAUAUUCCCUUCUCCUUUCUCAUUCUCGGUCUCCCUUUGCUUCGGCGGCGACGUCGCACCCUGACCUGCUUACUCCGCCACCUCCCUAACGCCCCCUGAACUCCACACAAUCGCCGCCUCAUUCUGCUCGACUCCUGCGCUCUUCUCUCCAACAAUUAAAACGCAUUUUCAACUAAGGAAAUAUGGCAAUGAAGAAGAAUCCUAUUGUCUUUCUUGAGAUUUCGGUGGAUGGAAAGCCUCCUGACAGAAUGGAUAUAGAGCUUUUUGCUGAUGUAGUUCCAAAAACUGCUGAGAAUUUUCGAGCACUUUGUACUGGUGAAAAAGGCAUUGGAGCUUCUACAAAAGUACCAUUGUGUUACAAGGGUUCAACCUUCCAUCGAAUUGUGAAAGGAUUUGUUGCUCAAGGUGGUGAUUUAUCAAGACAAGAUGGCAUUGGUGGUGAGAGCAUAUAUGGAAGAAAAUUUCCAGAUGAAAAUUUUAAGCUCAAGCAUUCUGGACCUGGCUUUCUAUCCAUGGCAAGCUCUGCACCCAACUCAAAUGGGUCUCAAUUUUUUAUUACCUUCAGGGCUGCUCCGGAGCUUGAUGGCAAAAAUGUUGUGUUUGGGAAGGUACUAAGUGGUUCAACCUUGUUGAAGAAGAUAGAACGUGCAGGUUCUGAGAAAGGAAAAACCCUUUACAUGGCAAAAAUUGUUGAUUGUGGUGAAGCUUCUGUUGGUAAGACUCAAGUUGCACCAAGAAAAGAGAAGGAGAAGCUUAGAAAGGUCAAAUCAGAUAGCGUAUCUAGUGAUAGUUCUGAUGGAGAACAAAGGUCAAAUCAGAAAAGGAGCAUUAAAGAUGAAACAAAGAAGAGAAAGAGAAAAUACUCAUCAUCAGAUUCUUAUAGCUCUGAUGAUUCUGAUUCUGAUUCCUACACAUCUGAUGGUGCCUCCAGUUCAGAUUCUGAUUCAGACCCUCACUCAUCUGAUAGUGCCUCUCAUUCAGAUUCUGAUUCAUCAUAUACAAGUUCAUCAAGUGGUUCUAGGCACAAGAGGAGAAAGAGAACAAUAAGAAAAAACAAAGAUAAACAUGGUAAAAGAAAGAAAGAUCGUAAUGGAGAUAGGUGGCAAAAAAAACAUAAAAAUAAAUGUACUUACAAACCAAAACGGAGCUCAAGAAGCACCAGUGAUUCAGAGACUGAAAGUACAAGGAAUAGUAGCUCUGAUGGAGAAAAACCUCGUCGUCAUGAUAAUAUUCAGAAAGCCAAGCAAUCAGCACAAACUACUGAUAUCUCUGCUAAAAACAAUGGAAGGAAACAAUCUCUUCCGGAAGCACCCGUCAAAGCAGUAGCUACUGGAAACCCAACCAAAAGUGGAAGGAUAGAUCUUGAUGUUAAUGCCUCACAUGAAGCAGGACAUGCUUUUAAAGAAAAGGGGGAUUAUCCUGAAGCAUUGAAUCACUCAAUUAUCAAAUUAAAUGAAAGGACCAAUCAACCUCCCAAUUCAAUUGAGAGGUCAAGACAAUCCAGGAGCCCAAUUAGACCUAAAGAAUAUUCAAUCGGAAGUCCUAGGGUUCCCCUAAUUGUGGAGCGUACAUCCAGCCCGACCAGAGCUCAACAUUCUGGUGGUGCUGACCAAAGUUUGGACAAAAGGAUAAGUAGAAGAAGCAAAAGUUGUUCAAGGAGUCCAAGGCAGGAAUUGGGUUCAAUUAGAAAGCCAUCACCGACAGGUCCUCCAAAACGCAUUCGGAAGGGACGUGGUUUUAGUGAACAGUAUGCAUAUGUAAGGAAGUACAGGACACCAUCACCAGAGCGUUCUCUUGUUCGCGCCCACUACUACAGAGGCAGAUAUGAGCAAGAAAGAGAAAGAAAUAGGUACCCAAGGCAUCCAUUCUACGCUGAUCGUUCUCCAGUAAGACGGUACCGAGGCUCUCCAAGAGGCAAUAGUCCACCCAGAUAUCGCACGAGAAGGGAUCGGAGCAAGAGCUUAUCACGUAGUCCUGUUCGUGGCUGGCAGAGGGAUCGGAGCCAGAGCCGAAACCCCAGACGAAGCCAAAGCCCUUUGGAUAGGCAGAAGCCUGCGCUAAGCAGUCAGCUCCAUUCUCGCCUUGGUUCACAGAGACACAAUCUUCGCUCUGCCAGAGGGCGAUCAGGAUCAAAGAGUCCUGGCCGUUCAAAGUUUAGAUCUGAUGCAGAACACAUGGACACUGCUGAUAAGGGAAGAUCUGGAAACAGCUCUCGGUCAAGCAGCCCUACCGCUGCCAAUGGACUGGUUGCAUACGGAGAUGGGAGCCCUGAUAAGUAGCUCCUGUGCAGAAUCGAUGUUGUCGUCAGGAUUGUUGACUUAUCUUUGCUUAGAAAGUUGCCCAGGACUUGCCAAGAUGGAUUCCUUAUUAUCGCAGAUUUGAAACUGCAUUUUCCACAUCUUUCGGGUGUUUAUAUUCUUGUAUUUGAAUCUUAGGACCUAUUUACCUGAGCCCUAGUUUCGGUUU